GUUAGCGUCUUCAUUAGAGAGCUAGUGUUAGCCUUUUGAGUUGAAGUUUGGUGCUGCUCGGAGCAUAAUGUCUGCAAGUUGUAUAAAUUCUUUCCAUGCUCCCCGGGAAGAUUCGGGAAAAUCUCCUUCAUCUGAGGAACUCUCCCAUCCUGAGCAAGAUGGAACCUAUACCGCUCUAAUGGAAUGCAAUGACGAGGACACGUCGCCCGGUGCGUCGGUGCAGUGUCGGGUGGUUGUGUCAAAGGCCGAGGUAGACGUAAUUGGCAGUUCGUCCGGCGGACAAAAUCUAUCGGAUGGCGAGGCUGUAGAGCGCACACGCUGGGGUCCCGAGGCCACGCCGGGAGAUAAUAAGUUGCCGUCACGUUCGAACGGGAAGUACACCGUCUCUGCCGAAGAAAAGGAAGCUCCGACCUCUCUGGGUCUCGAUGCAGAGUACGAUUAUAUCUACUCGCCAGAAGACCAUUACCCCGAUACUAUUGAUGGCUUUAACAUUCUUUACGAAGUGUACCAAGACCAUACCCUGUCACCUGAAUCUCCUGGACACAAAGAAAGCAUUCCCGAAGUUGCAGGCGUAGACGAAGGAGAGACGCGGGACGAGACGAGGGAGGGAACUGCUGUCCUGACCACCGUCAGGUCGCCUGCAGGAGUGAUUUCGACCGAGGGAGAGGGCCAAGGCGAGGACUCUGUUGUCGAAGUAACAGUCGGUGAAGGUGAUUACGCUGAUAAAGAUAUUGGAGAGGAAGAUUAUGUUGUCAUAAUUACCGAUGAAGAGGAUUACCCUGACAGAGAAAGAGAUUUUUAUGAUGAAGGAAGUGGUGGUGUGGAUGAAUCAGGCCGGGGUGAAGGAGACGAGGAUUAUUAUGAUGGAGGCAGAGGUAGGGAGGUCUACCCUGGGGUAGGCAGUUCUAAGGACUACCCCCUCAAAGGCACAGAUGAUGAAUAUCAUGCCCCGAGCAGAGGCCACGAAGACUUUCCUGAGCAGUAUCCUGUCCCAGAUACUGAUGAUGAAGACUACUACGGCAGAGGCAGUGGUGACAAGGAGCCUCCUCCUACAGGAACAGAUGACGAGGACUAUCCUGUUGCGGGAGAAUAUGAGGAGGAAUAUCCUGUCACGGAUGCAACUACUGAGGAUCAUCCUGCAAGAGGAACAGAUAAUGAGGAUUAUCAUAUCGGAGGUGAAUAUGAUAAGGAGUAUCCUGUUACGGAUGCCGAUCUCGAGGGAUAUCCUGCCGCAGGUAGAGAUGAUGAAGACUAUCCUGUAAUGGGCAUAUAUGAUGAGGACUAUUCUGGCAGGGGCAGUGGUGAAGAGGAGCAACCUGCCACAGUUAUAACUGAUGGUAGUUACCCUCUUACGGAUACAGAUGACGAGGACUAUUAUGUAACAGGUACAGAUGAUGAAAAAGAUCCAGUCACAGGUACAACUGAUGAGAGAUACCCUGCCCCGGAUACAGAUGACGAGGACUACCCCGUAACAGGUACAGAUGGGGAUGAAUACCCUGUCACGGGCACUGAAGAUAAGGAAUACCCUGUCACGGGCACUGAAGAUAAGGAAUACCCUGUCACGGGCACUGAAGAUAAGGAAUACCCUGUCACGGGCACUAAAGAUGAGGACUACCCUGUCGCUGAAACUGAAGAUGAGGAAUACCCUGUCACAGGCCCUGAAGGUGAAGAAUACCCUGUCACGGGCACUGAAGAUGAGGAAUACCCUUUCACGGGCACUGAAGAGGAAGACUACCCUGUCACGGGCCCUGAAGGUGAAGAAUACCCUGUCACGGGCACUGAAGAUGAGGAAUACCCUGUCACGGGCAGUGAAGAGGAAGACUACCCUGUCACGGGCCCUGAAGGUGAAGAAUACCCUGUCACGGGCACUGAAGAUGAGGAAUACCCUGUCACGGGCACUGAAGAUGAGGAAUACCCUGUCACGGGCCCUGAAGGUGAAGAAUACCCUGUCACGGGCACUGAAGAUGAGGAAUACCCUGUCACGGGCCCUGAAGGUGAAGAAUACCCUGUCACGGGCACUAAAGAUGAGGAAUACCCUGUCACUGAAACUGAAGAAGAGGACUACCCUGUCACGGGCACUGAAGAUGAGGACUACCCUGUCACUGAAACUGAAGAUGAGGAAUACCCUGUCACGGGCACUGAAGAGGAGGACUACCCUGUCACGGGCACUGAAGAGGAGGACUACCCUGUCACGGGCACUGAAGAUGAGGCCUACCCUGUCACGGGCACUGAAGAUGAGGACUACCCUGUCACUGAAAUUGAAGAAGAGGACUACCCUGUCACGGGCACUGAAGAUGAGGAAUACCCUGUGGAGGAGGAGCACCCUGUCACGCACACAGACGAAGAUGUCGCCCGAACGGACCACCAGAGCCCCAUGACAGUCGGCGCGGCAGCCCAACCAGGCGCUCCCGAUGUCGUGCCAGUCUUCGAGGAAAUGUCUGAGGACGGGAGUUUUUAUCGCCCAGGUAAAGGCAUCCUGCUGGCACGCCUCUGCUCCUUUGAAGCUCAUUGCAUCGUGCAAGUGCUGUCCCUCGGUGCCCGCAGUACCGGGGCCUCUUCAGCCAUACGACCAAGAGACGUCUUGCGGCGCGCCUUAGGCCUCUUACCAUGUGCUCAUGACAUCUCUUAAAAUCCAUGCACUGCAUAGACAAGUAUUUUUCUGCCGAAUGCAAGUUAGAAGUGCACAGGGCGGGGCCUACUAUCAUUUGCCUAUGGUUUUAUCUUCCAUUCGUUUUGUGCUUUAUGGGUCAGUUUUAUCAACCUUUGCGUCUAAU
Molecule: messenger RNA, 2774 nt
Organism: Penaeus chinensis
Lineage: Eukaryota; Metazoa; Arthropoda; Malacostraca; Decapoda; Penaeidae
Product: mesocentin-like
Exons: 3
Coding region: 68-2629 (853 amino acids)
Source: RefSeq, a predicted model, not a curated record